Messenger RNA from Aspergillus costaricaensis CBS 115574, 2916 nucleotides. RefSeq names its product P-loop containing nucleoside triphosphate hydrolase protein. The transcript has 10 exons. The coding region runs from base 1 to 2916 and encodes 971 amino acids. Lineage: Eukaryota; Fungi; Ascomycota; Eurotiomycetes; Eurotiales; Aspergillaceae. Gene Ontology annotation, biological process: transmembrane transport. The record is from RefSeq and is a predicted model, not a curated record. Gene Ontology annotation, cellular component: membrane. Gene Ontology annotation, molecular function: ATP binding; ABC-type transporter activity; ATP hydrolysis activity.
AUGAUGAUCUUUCUACGUCGUAGACAGGCUCAAAAGGAAUGGAUUGAGCGCGUCCAGACCCGAGUGACAGCGACGUCCAGCAUGCUACGCGACAUCAAGUCCAUCAAGAUGCUCGGACUUUCUCGGGUCCUAUUGAGCACCACGUCCGAGCUACGAAAAAUUGAGCUCAAAAUCUCUGAGCGGUUCCGGAAGCUGCUCAUCUGGGAAAUUGUUAUAUUUAACGUGCCCACUGAAUUCGCUCCUUUCGCAACCUUCGCUGCCUACACCAUCAUCGCGGUGGCAAAGCACGAUAAGACAUUACUUUCCAGUCAGGCCUUUACGUCUCUUUCGUUGAUCUCCCUCGUUACCAGUCCACUCAUCACCUUUGUCCAGGCUGUGCCUUCUGUGCGUCAAGCCAUGUCGUGUUAUCUUCGCAUUGAAGAAUACUGCGAAAAAGAGCCCACUGGGCUUGUCACGCAUACAGCAUCAUCCCCUGUGCUCUCACUCACAGAUAAUGAUUGGGACGUGGAGCUGCGAUCAUUUCAACCAAAAUCAGAGUACAGUGCUACGCCUGUCUCUUUCGAGCGAGCUAAUGUUGGGUGGGCAAAGGCUGGCGAAAAUAAGCUUCACGACAUAGUGUCGGAUCGGGGGUUACCUUGCUUAUUGGACCAUCUAUUGGGUGAAACAGUGAUCAAAUCUGGGGAUGUGCGGGUUGCAGAUCAUCAAAUGGCGUAUUGUUCCCAAGUCCCCUUCAUCAUAAAUGAUACAGUGCGCCAGAACAUUACAUUCGGGUCGCCGUUUGAUCCAAAAUGGUAUGAGUUUGCCAUAUGGGCUUGCGGCCUCAAAGAAGACCUAUCAGAUAUGCCGGGUGGUGAUCUUUAUCUUGCAGGAACCGAUGGCCUUUCACUUAGUGGCGGCCAAAAGCAGCGGGUUGCAUUGUGCCGUGCUAUCUACUCGAGGAGAAGGCUGGUCAUCCUAGAUGAUGUCUUCAGUGGUCUUGACUCGAACAACAUCAGAACUAUUUCUACGCGUCUUUUUGGUCCGAAUGGAUACUUUCGCAGACCUGGGAUGACAGUCCUUCUGGCCACUCAUACAGAACAUUUAUUUCAAUAUGCGGACGAAAUUGUCGUUCUUGAAGAAUGUAGAAUUGUGCAGACUGGGUCGUUCGACGAUGUGAUGCAGCUCAGCAAGCCCGCAAGCACCGAAUCCCCAGUGAGCACCGUCGGAACUGCAGACCACACGGCAUCCGCGACGCAAGAUGGUGAUGAGCUGAGCAAUACCGCUGCGAAGCCUUCAGCUCCAGACUCUCCGAGCCCUCUGCGACGCGAAGGAACUUGGUCUGUGUACAAAUACUAUUUUAGGCGUGCUGGUUUCAUUCCGUUUGCGACCUGUCUGGCUUUCAUUGUUGUGGAAGCAGUCAGUGGAGACUUCACAACUCUAUGGAUCCAGUGGUGGGUGGAGGCCAACGAAAGGAGUCCCAACAAAGACGCGGACCUUCUCUCUGCGACGCUCAGUGCACCGUUCAGGUUCUUCCAGGACACAGAAAUAGGGGCUUUGACAAACAGAUUCAGUCAAGAUAUGGAAUUGAUUGACAUGAUGCUACCGUUAGUGGCAUCUAUGUUCUUGACGGGACUGGCAAGCUGCGUGGUCAAACUGGUCAUUCUUUGCAUUGUCAGCAAAUAUCUAGCAGUUGCAGUCCCAGCGCUUCUGGUCAGUCUCGUCAUCCUCCAGAGAUACUACCUUCGCACUUCUCGACAGGUGCGACUACUGGAUCUGGAAGCCAAGGCGCCCCUUUAUACGCAUUUCACGGAAGCAGUUCAUGGGGUCACCACUCUCCGUGCUUACGGCAUGAAUCCCUGGUUCCAGGAGAAAAUGCACAUGCUCCUCGAUAAAUCACAAAGACCUUUUUAUAUGCUGUACUGCAUACAGCAAUGGCUGACCCUUGUUAUGGGCCUGAUUGUUGCGGCUUUGGCAGUGAUUAUUGUUGCGAUGACAACCUCUUUGGCCGACCAAUAUAACGGUGCUGCGGUCGGUGUUGCCCUUAGCUUGAUCUUAACCUUCAACAGCACCAUCUCGAGCACUCUCCGGUCAUGGACUAGUCUUGAAACGACCAUCGGGGCAGUUUCGCGAGUUCAACAAUUUGUGCAAGACACUCCUCGCGAGGCAAACCAUGACCUCAUGGGGAGCGUAGUUCUGGGAGUAUCGGGUCACUCUCAGUUUACAAUCGCAUUCGAGAAUGUAACAGCAGGAUACAGCCAAGCCAGCCCGCCGGUCCUGAAGAAUCUGUCGCUCACCAUUCGCCAUGGUGAAAAGGUAGCCAUCUGCGGAGCAUCAGGUAGUGGGAAGUCAUCUAUAAUAAUGUCGCUUCUUCGUAUGAGCGAGAUCCAAUCCGGAAAAAUAUCGAUCGGCGGCUGCGACAUAUCGGAGCUCGAGAGACAAGCUAUUCACUCUGCUAUCAACGUUAUCCCGCAAGACCCGUUUCUGCUCUCCGGCACCGUUCGCUUCAAUCUGGAUCCGUUCGGAAUGGCCACGGAUGAACGCAUCACUUCUGGGCUCCAGAAGGUGGGUCUUUGGAAUCGAAUCAGUACCGACGGGGGGCUAGAUAUGGAAAUGUCCAGCAUCUCAACCUGGUCACUGGGCGAAAGGCAAUUGCUUGCGCUCGCCCGGGCGCUUGUGGUCCCGCGGCCCAUUCUCAUCCUCGACGAGGCCACUAGUAGCGUCGACCGAGAGACAGAAGCCCUUAUGCAAGAAAUCAUCGAGCAGAAUUUUCGCCAUCAAACCGUUAUUGCUGUCGUUCAUCGCUUCGCUUACAUCGAUCGGUUCGAUCGGGUAGUGUUCCUCAAGGAUGGGGAGAUGCUUGAAUGCGACGUGCCGCAUGCAUUGCUGGGACGGGAAUGCAAUUUCCGGCAGCUAUACCGAGCCUGGGAGAAAGCAUAG